AUGUUUAUUUCCCUGGCAAAAUCGAGAAAAAGUACUGAAGAAAUGGCGCAUAAAAUGAGCCAGGGCGACAAGUCGCGCAUUCAAUCGUCGCAGGACAAGAGCGGCAAAGACAUGAGCUCCGGCGGCUUCGCUGCUCGGGCCCAAUCUGCGGCGGACAAGAACGUCAACGCUGGUCUCGGGGGACAGCAGAGCGGGCAGAGCGGACAGGGCGGACAGGGUGGACAGCAGGGGCAGAAGAAGUAG
Molecule: messenger RNA, 243 nt
Organism: Colletotrichum truncatum
Lineage: Eukaryota; Fungi; Ascomycota; Sordariomycetes; Glomerellales; Glomerellaceae
Source: RefSeq, a predicted model, not a curated record